AUGACGCCAAAUAUUCCUUCAUCUCAUACUGCCAUCGUUCAACAUGAUGAGGCCGGAGGGGUUAAAAUUACACCUGGUCUUCCCUUGCCUGUCCUUGAACAAGGUCAAGUCCUCGUUAAAACAGCAGCCGUAGCACUAAACCCGUGCGACUUUAAGAUGCCUCAACGCUUUUCUAGCCCUGGCACAUAUAACGGGUGCGACUUUGCCGGGACUGUGGUCCUGCUCACAGAGGAGGUUGAAAAGAAUGGCCUUCUUAAGGUCGGUGACCGCAUAUUUGCUGCCGUCGUCGGAAAUAACCCCAACGACAAAGAUUCGGGGUCCUUUGCUGAGUACCUCAAGGCUACAGCCAAGUUUUCUUGGAAAAUACCCGAUUGGAUGUCGUUCGAGGAGGCAGCCGGCCUAAGUGGUACAUGCAUUGCCACGGGGUGUAUGUCGCUGUUUCAAUCUCUAAAGCUUCCUGGCACUUUCGAAGAACCCGCAACCAAGCCUGUGGAUGUCCUCAUUUGGGGUGGAGCUAGCUCGGUUGGAACAACCAUGAUCCAGAUGGUAAAGCUCCACUUUACAGCCGAGCAAUGUGGCGCUAACGAAAUAAUGGAAUACGAAAGGCUGGGACACCGGGCUGUUACCACUUGUUCGCCCAAAAACUUCGAUCUCGUCAAGUCUUAUGGGGCUGACGCCGUUUUCGACUAUCGUUCCCCAACCUGUGCGGCCGACAUAAAAAAGCUGACCCGGAACAGCCUGAAAUACGUUGUUGACCCAUUCUCAGACCUGAGAACAAUGGCACUGGCCGACGAGGCAAUGGGCCGUACCGGUGGCAAAUAUGUGGCUUUAGAGUCGUACCAAGAUACUCAAGAGAAAAAGAGCAAGUUGAUCGAGAGGGAGCUUAUUAUGGGCCAGAUGAUAUUGGGGAGGGCCAUCCGUCUACCUGGAGACUACGGCAAGCCUGAAAAUCCCGAAGUGGGACUUUGGGGGAUUCAGUGUUACAAGAGCGUACAGAGACUUGUAGAUGACCGCAAGUUGCGCCCGCAUCCACUUCGGAUCCUAGAUGGGGGACUCGAAGCAGUACUAGAUGGGUUAGAGAUGUUGAAAAGGAAGGAGGUAGCAGCAGAAAAGAUUGUCGUUCGGCUUCCUUAG
Messenger RNA from Pyricularia grisea, 1134 nucleotides. RefSeq lists its product as uncharacterized. Gene Ontology annotation, molecular function: oxidoreductase activity, acting on NAD(P)H. The record is from RefSeq and is a predicted model, not a curated record. The coding region runs from base 1 to 1134 and encodes 377 amino acids. The transcript has 2 exons. NCBI's taxonomy places the organism in Eukaryota, Fungi, Ascomycota, Sordariomycetes, Magnaporthales, Pyriculariaceae.